This is a messenger RNA of Manacus vitellinus (golden-collared manakin), 2076 nucleotides long. It is a transcript of the gene PGGT1B, whose product is annotated as protein geranylgeranyltransferase type I subunit beta. NCBI's taxonomy places the organism in Eukaryota, Metazoa, Chordata, Aves, Passeriformes, Pipridae. Gene Ontology annotation, molecular function: CAAX-protein geranylgeranyltransferase activity. The record is from RefSeq and is a predicted model, not a curated record. Gene Ontology annotation, biological process: protein geranylgeranylation. Gene Ontology annotation, cellular component: CAAX-protein geranylgeranyltransferase complex.
CGCGUGCGGCGGGGGCCGGAGGCGGCUGGACUUCCUCGGGAAUCGGCACGUGCGCUUCUUUCCAGCGCUGCCUCCAGAUAUCCUGCCCGAAGCGCUAUCGUCCCUGGAGACCAGCAGGUUGACAAUUGCAUUUUUCGCGCUCUCUGGUCUGGAUAUGUUGGAUUCCUUAGAUGUGGUGAACAAAGAUGAUAUAAUAGAAUGGAUUUAUUCCCUGCAGGUCCUUCCCACUGAAGACAGAUCAAACUUGCAUCGCUGUGGAUUCAGAGGCUCUUCAUAUUUAGGGAUGCCAUUCAAUCCCUCCAAGGGUCCAGGUAUAUCUCAUCCCUAUGAUAGCGGGCACAUAGCAAUGACUUACACAGGUCUAUCAUGUCUGGUUAUUCUUGGAGAUGAUUUAAGUCGAGUAAAUAAAGAUGCCAUACUGACAGGACUGAGAGCUCUCCAGCUGGAGGAUGGAAGUUUCUGUGCUGUGCUGGAAGGAAGUGAGAAUGAUAUGAGGUUUGUGUACUGUGCUUCCUGUAUCUGCUACAUGCUCGAUAACUGGUCAGGCAUGGAUAUGAAGAAAGCUAUAGACUACAUCAGAAGAAGUAUGUCUUAUGAUAACGGCCUGGCCCAGGGAGCUGGACUGGAAUCUCAUGGUGGCUCUACAUUUUGUGGUAUUGCAUCGCUGUGUUUGAUGGGUAAACUGGAAGAAGUUUUUUCAGAAAAAGAACUGAACAGAAUAAGAAGAUGGUGUAUAAUGAGACAACAGAAUGGCUACCAUGGACGACCCAACAAACCUGUAGACACUUGCUAUUCCUUCUGGGUGGGAGCAACAUUGAAGCUCUUGAAUAUAUUCCAAUAUACAAAUUUUGAGAAAAACCGAAAUUACAUCCUGUCAACUCAAGAUCGCCUUGUUGGUGGAUUUGCCAAGUGGCCAGAUAGCCAUCCAGAUGCUUUACAUGCCUACUUUGGGAUCUGUGGUUUGUCAUUAAUUGGAGAAUCUGGUAUUUGCAAAGUUCAUCCUGCCCUGAAUGUAAGCACAAGAACCUCAGAGCGCCUUCACCACCUUCAUCAGAUCUGGAAAACGGACUUUAAACAGUGUUCAGACAACACACACUUCUUUAUGUGACUGAUUUAGACUUGAAUUUAGUUCUGGUAGCAUAAUUGUAGCCCAGGGUUAAAAGCCAUGUAUAACCAAUGUGCUCUUUUAAGUGCUGGAGUCAUACAAUCAGAUCUGUGUUGCUGGCAUCACUUCAGUAGGGAGUUGCCUUCAGCAGGUUAUUCUGCAUUGUGAAAAAAGGAGAUAUUUUGAUUAUAUAGAAGUUUGUCACCGCAGACUGUAAAUGGCUUUUCAAAUGGCUUUACUUCUAGGAAAUCCCUUGAGGCGUUUAAACUUCAUUUCAAGUUUAUUUUUUUAAAUUUGUGCAUACUGUGUCAAAAUAUAUAAUGGGGAAAUAUUUUCAAAAUCUGUUUACAUAUCAUGCAGUAUAGCACAGAACCUUGGAGUUCUUUAUGAUCUUACUAUUUGACAUAUUUUGGCUAGAGAAUCUCCCAUAUUAAGUCUCAGUUAAAAAUUACCUUUUAUCAUAAACUUUCAGAUUCCAUAAACUUUCUUUUAAAAAACAAAUGAAUUAAAUAAAAAUAAAAUUAUUUUAUUCAAUAUACUGGACUUCUAAUGUUGUGUGGCCUUACUAAAUGGAUUUCAUAAUUCUUCUGAGUAGUUUUUACACAGUUGCAGUGCAUUGUUAGGCAAACAAAGAGUUCUCAUCUGAAAUAGUUUCUUCAUGUGAAAUUCAAUAAGAGUGUGGCAUAUUGAUGUGUGUCAAUAAGAGAUACUCAACACGGUCUUUUGGAAGUGUACCUGUGUGCAAGAGUAGCAUUAGAACCUGUUUCCAAAGACAAGCCUUUGCAAUACAUUAAAAUUGUACAGUUGCACUCUGGUGAUUUUUUCAUAUAUAUUUCUCUCUUAGUGUGAAGUAAUACCAAGUUUCAUAACCGUUCUGUGUAAAGGGCGAAACACUGGGCUUUAAAGUAAGCAGCAGUGGUGUACUGUUAGAGUGAUGUUGAACAUUCUCAUUUAGUAGUGGUGCUUUACUU